UUCUUUGGAUAGUCAAUAUUGACUAUAAAAAUAUACUCAUGGGCACCAUCAACAACUCUGCUUAUCCUCUUUAUCCCACACACCCGCGCUACAAUACCACCACCUAUGAACCUCUCCACCAUCCCUAUGACAGCAUGUGCCCCUUCGGCCAUAGCUCCUCCGACUGUACUUGGAGCCGAAAUACUUUCCCUCUCAGCAUCCCCAGUAACAAACUUCUCCUUUGAUGUUUUUGCCGACUUCAACUACAACCAUGGUGAAAUCUCAAUCACCAACGCAUCCUUCUGCAACAUCACAGUCACCUACACCCACCCCGGCCAAAACGACAUUGUCAACGUCGAAACCUGGCUCCCCCUAAGCAACUGGAACGAGCGUCUGCAAGCAACCGGGGGCGGCGGCUGGCAGGCGGGCCGUUUUGUGCUGUCCCAGUUUUUCAUGGCCGGCGCCAUUGGGGAGGGGUAUGCGGUGACGACUACUGAUGCGGGUCUGGGCGAUUCCCCGACCUCCUGGGCUUUGAAGAGCGAUGGAAAUGUCGAUCUGUAUGCGCUGCAGAAUCUGGGGUCGAGGUCUUUACAUGAUCAGGCUGUCAUUGGGAAGAGCCUCAUCAGAAGCUUCUAUGGUCGCGAUCCAGCGUACUCGUAUUGGAGUGGUUGUUCCCAGGGGGGUAGACAGGGCCUCAUGCUUGCGCAGCGAUAUCCCACCGCGUACGAUGGAAUUGCUGCGUCAGCUCCGGCGAUAUACUGGCCGCAAUUCGUGAGCUCGUUUACUUAUCCGUAUCUAUUCAGCAGCUGGACACAAGAAUCUCCUCAAUCUUGCGAGUUGGAGUACCUGACAGCUGAAGCAAUCGCGUACUGUGAUCCGAUGGAUGGUGUUGUCGAUGGCCUUAUUUCGGACGUGUCUUUUUGCAACUACGACCCUUUUAGUGCUGUGAAUAGCACCUUCAACUGCUCCUCUACUGGACAUACAAUGCAACUCAGCAAGGGAGCAGCGAUGCUAGCUGACGCGGUCUGGUCGGGCGCUCGGUCUACCCAGGGGGAAUUCCUGUGGUAUGGAUUGAAUCCGGGCGCGAAUAUCAGUGGUUUUGGUAACGACGGCACGAAUGCCCAGGCACCAUCGGGUGUGCAGGGUCUAUGGAUCGGACUGUUUUUGCAGAAAUUGCAAAACUACAACAACACCGUCAUUGAUCAUGAAGAUUUCGACUGGCUUUUCCAUCUCGGGGUUCAGGAAUACACUGAUAUAAUUGGCACGGCUGACCCUGAUCUCACCGAGUUUCACAACGCAGGAGGCAAAUUAAUCUCCUAUCAUGGCAUGGCCGAUAACUCAAUUCCGACAGAAGGAACAGAGCACUAUUAUAAUGCUGUCAAGGAACGCCUCCCUGAUGUGCAUGAUUUCUAUCGUCACUUUGAAGUUCCUGGUUUGGGACACUGCUCUGGCGGCAACGGAGGACAACCAAAGACUGUAUUCGACGCACUGCGUUCAUGGGUGGAGAAUGGCACUGCCCCGGACACUCUGCCGGUUGAGUUCAGCAGUAAAGACGGGUCUCACCAGGAACGCAUUCUCUGUCCUUAUCCUUCCAAGGCUGUCUACCAAGGCGGUGACUCGUCGUCUGCCGAGAGCUUCCGUUGCGUCGACAGUGAGAAGGAAAUGUGCUCAUAGCAAUGGCGGAAUCAACUAGAGGUGUAUAAAGCUUGUUGUGUAUUAAGAUAGAUAAUAAGGUGAGAAAAUAACGGCUUUAUUUCAUCUGCUCCAUCGGCCAUUGUAUAAACGUUUGAUAUUCCUCAGGAACAAAUCGAUGGAUGCCAGCUAUGAUGUGUUCAGGCCAUCCUUGAAUAAACCACACGGAGCUGAUUCUUUUAAGCAAAACAGUAUAGAAAGCGAAAAUCAUCAAUGCAAAUGAGUUUCGAUGCUGCAGAUCAGCAACAAAAUCAUUGGGCAGCGUAUAUAACCAGCCGAAUAUUUGCGGCCAGAGUUCUCCAUCUGUC
This is a messenger RNA of Aspergillus glaucus CBS 516.65, 1979 nucleotides long. RefSeq names its product putative feruloyl esterase. The transcript is spliced from 2 exons. Lineage: Eukaryota; Fungi; Ascomycota; Eurotiomycetes; Eurotiales; Aspergillaceae. The record is from RefSeq and is a predicted model, not a curated record. The coding region runs from base 106 to 1653 and encodes 515 amino acids.